UUUAUCCAACACCUCUCUAUAUAAACACUCGAGAAGAGUAGAGAAAAAAAGAAAAGAAAAGAAGAGAGUUAGUUCUUAAACCAAUCAUUCAAAAAUGAUGCGUACUAUCUUCCUCUUAUCUCUUCUCUUUGCUCUAUCCAAUGCCUCUGUUCAAGAUUUCUGUGUCGCAAACCUGAAACGCGCUGAAACCCCUGCGGGUUACCCGUGCAUUCGUCCCAUUCAUGUCAAAGCUACAGACUUUGUCUUCUCCGGCUUAGGCACUCCUGGAAACACUACAAACAUCAUCAACGCCGCUGUCACACCCGCUUUCGCCGCUCAGUUCCCGGGUCUGAACGGUCUAGGCCUCUCUACAGCUAGACUUGACCUAGCUCCUAAAGGUGUGAUUCCAAUGCACACUCACCCUGGUGCAUCUGAGGUUCUCUAUGUCCUUUCCGGCUCCAUUACCGCUGGGUUUGUCUCCUCUGCAAACGCAGUCUACGUGCAGACACUUAAACCAGGACAGGUCAUGAUUUUCCCACAGGGCUUGCUUCAUUUCCAGAUCAACGCAGGAAAAUCCUCUGCAGCAGCCGUUGUGACUUUCAACAGCGCUAAUCCGGGUCUGCAGAUUCUCGAUUUCGCACUCUUUGCUAACAGUCUUCCCACUGAACUUGUGGUGGGUACUACUUUCCUUGACGCUACUACAGUCAAGAAGCUAAAGGGUGUACUUGGAGGAACUGGCUAAAAAAAGACUUAGGACUCCUUGACUAAAACACCAAAACCUGUUUCUUCUUCUUCUUUUCUCUUUGAUUGAUUCUUGUCUUCUCUGUUUUGUGUGCCGUGUAAUUCUUCAAAACCUGUCAAAAUUGUAACAUUGUAUGUGAGUUUUUCAUAUUUAAGAUCCUGAGUUCGUUCA
Arabidopsis lyrata subsp. lyrata is the source of this 892-nucleotide messenger RNA. RefSeq names its product germin-like protein subfamily 3 member 1. The record is from RefSeq and is a predicted model, not a curated record. The transcript has a single exon. Bases 95 to 721 code for a protein of 208 amino acids. Gene Ontology annotation, molecular function: manganese ion binding. Gene Ontology annotation, cellular component: cell wall. NCBI's taxonomy places the organism in Eukaryota, Viridiplantae, Streptophyta, Magnoliopsida, Brassicales, Brassicaceae.